AAAGUUGUGAAAACAGCCAGCCCGAGAAGGGGAGUCAUGCAGUUGCGGAUGCAGCUCUCCCGCCGAGCCACAAGCCAGUCAGAUCAGUCAGGGGAGAGAGGGUGUGUGAGAGCAAGAUAGAGGGAAAGUGUGUGAGAGUGUGUCAGGACCAGAGGCUCCGAAGGACGUCAACGCACACUCCCAGAGAGAGAGGGAAACACGCUGUCACAGGAAGGCGUCUAUUCUCGCGCGUUUUGGGCUGUGGAAGAGUCAACAGCCUCUGACAGAAGUGAGUAUUCCUGAGGUGGAUGCAGUGAGGCGAUGAUGUGCAUUUAGUCAGCUGAAGUGGAUGCUUCUCAAGACUUGAUACAGAUUUCCAGUCCUAACUUACUUUCUGAGGGGGGGUUUCCAACUCCUCUGCAAAGGAAAAGACGUAAUAAGACAUUAAUCAAGAUUGUGUGAAGUGUUUUUGCAUCACCGCCAUGGAUCAGCCAGCCAGCAGCUGCAUGCGGAGCGCCCACCCCAGCAGCUCCAUCUGGGGUUGCAUGAGGAACCCGCACUCCGGGGUCCCGGUAGCCAAUCUGCAGUCGCCCUACCAGCAGGCCUCUUUCUCCCUCCACCAGAAGCCCGACUUCCUGGCCUACACAGACUUCUCCAGCUCCUGCCUGGUGCCGACCGCGCCGCACGCCGCCUACCCCCGCGACGACAGACUGUACCAAGAGAGCCAGCAGGGGGGUUACCAGAGAGCCGAGUGGCAGUUCAACCCCUGCGAGACGCGGGUGAGAGCGCCCGAGGCCUGCCCGGCCAUCGUCGCACCUGUGGUAGUAGGUGGCGGUGGAGGCGGAGGCGGAGGGCCUGAGCUGGACAGUGUAGGGGGAGACAGGAUCCCAGGGGCCGUGCCCGGGUGCCUGGAGGGAGAAUACUCGCCGCAGAGCGUGGCGUCGGCCGACUCCGACAAGAAGAGCUCCAAUAAGAGGAAGAGAGAUGUCACAGAUAUCCAGGAGUCCAGUUUUAAGGUGGACUCCAGCUGCAAGGCCCGGAAAGAGCGCACAGCGUUCACCAAGGAGCAGCUGAGAGAGCUGGAAGCCGAGUUCACCCACCACAACUACCUGACCAGGCUCCGCCGCUACGAGAUCGCCGUCAACCUGGACCUCACAGAGAGACAGGUGAAAGUGUGGUUUCAGAACAGGAGGAUGAAGUGGAAGAGAGUGAAGGGAGGACAGUCGUCUUCGCCCAACGACCAGGAAAAUGACGACAUUGACUCAGCGGCCUCGCCCAGCUCUGAAUGAACAAAGGGGGACGGCGUUAUGAAAAAGGAGAUGACACGGAGAGACUGGGGGUCAACUGGACGCCAACGCAGCACAAUGCAACCGUCACUCAUUUCUAUGGAAAGCUGCAGGAAUCAAUCAAGACUCUUUUUAAUUCCCAGGAAAGAAACCACAGAGCAUCUUCUUUUGCUGUUGUAAAUAGUUGAUUUAUGUCCAUAAUGAACUGCAUUUUUGAUACACUAUUGAUGAAUACUCUGUUCAAGAGGCCACCUCUUGUUGUGUUUAAAAUAUUAGAGAUGAUACUUAUGGUCAUUGUAGAUCAGUGACAAAGUCCAGACAGAAGCUUUAAGGCCAGUGAUGACAUAUCAGACUGUGAUGUGAUUGUGUUUGAGAGCAUCCCCUUUGGUUCCAGUAUUGUAAUCAUGGCCUUUGACGCUUGACUACAACCACCUGGGAAAACUCAGACUGCACAAGUGUUGCCAAGCCAUAAGUGCCUCCAAAAUCAAAUGAUUUUUUUUCAUUUUGUCAGUUUCUUUUUCCUAGAAUAUAGUUUUUUUUUUAAUCUGUCAAGCAUUUUUUUUUUACUAUUCUUUUUUUAUACAUGUUGAAUGUUAUUGAUAAAACACAGAUGUUGCCUGUUUCUGCAAAUAGAAUAAAUCAUCUGCUGGAAAAUGGGAAAAAAAUAUCUUGAUAAUUUCUUCCACCCGCAACAAUUGAGUUACGAUUGGACAGUAGAUACAUCUGUAUUCUUGGCUGAUGGUUUCAUCACAUGGAGACCUUUAGGUCAGACAUUACAAUUGCUAAGAAAAUAAUAACUGAGGAGACGUUUGCUCCCAUUUGCUUUUGAUGUUGGCAGCUGACAUCAAAGGUCAUAAAUCAUAUGUGAGUCUGCGUGUACUCUCAUGUCCCUUUAAGCAUGCAAAAGUAUUCUCCUGGUUCUAGAGAUACACCGCACAUAUCUCUCAUUUCCUUUUGGGGGGGAUUCAAACUCGUCUGGUGGCUGUUUCCCUGAUUGGACAACAACAAACAACCAACCAAUCUGAGCUUUAUAGUAGGGAUGCACCAAUCGGAUAUCGGGCCAAUACCGACUCAAAUAGCUGGAUCGGGUAUCGGUGACAAUGUGGCCGAUCUAUUCAAUGCAAUUCUAUGUUUACAUAUUAUAUACAUUACAUACUGGAAUAUGAAUUCCUGUUAAAGAUUUCACCAAUUUGUUGCUGAAUUAAAAAGGGUUACAGUUAAAUUGUAAUUCCUGUUAAUUUUGAAGAUUUUUUGCCAAGUUGCUGAUCUACGAUCUAUUAUUUUAAUAAUAGAUAACA
Sebastes umbrosus (honeycomb rockfish) is the source of this 2563-nucleotide messenger RNA. RefSeq names its product mesenchyme homeobox 1 (gene meox1). Gene Ontology annotation, molecular function: RNA polymerase II cis-regulatory region sequence-specific DNA binding; DNA-binding transcription factor activity, RNA polymerase II-specific. Gene Ontology annotation, cellular component: nucleus. Bases 462 to 1268 code for a protein of 268 amino acids. The record is from RefSeq and is a predicted model, not a curated record. Lineage: Eukaryota; Metazoa; Chordata; Actinopteri; Perciformes; Sebastidae. The transcript has 3 exons. Gene Ontology annotation, biological process: positive regulation of transcription by RNA polymerase II.